AAUAGAGGGAGUACUUCACAUUUUAGUCAACCAAAAAUAAUUAGGCUACUCAACCAAAAAUAAUUAAUGACUUAAAAUCAAAAACUGAUUAGGGUUGUUUUUGUUGUUCCUACAAACAGAUAAUUAAGCGUAUUAUUCAAAGUUUCCAUUUCCUUCAUCAUUUUUGCUUUGAAAAUCAACGAUCAACGUUUGCUUUGUUACCUCAAAUUAGUCACAGCACAUCGAAAUUCUAAUGGAGCACGAGGAAGAGGAAGAGCCACCUCUUGCUGUUCAGAUUCAAUCACACGAUGAUGAAUCCAUUUCUCAACAAUCUUCUGUUGGUGUCACUCUCAUCACCGGUUAUCUUGGUGCUGGAAAAUCCACGUUGGUGAAUCAUAUAUUGAACUCUCAACAUGGGAAGAGGAUUGCUGUGAUAUUGAAUGAGUUUGGUGAGGAAAUUGGAGUAGAAAGAGCAUUGAUAAAUGAAGGGGAAGGUGGUGCUGUUGUUGAAGAAUGGGUUGAGCUUGCUAAUGGCUGUAUUUGUUGCACUGUUAAGCAUAGUUUGGUUCAAGCACUUGAGCAGCUUGUACAGAGAAAAGAAAGGCUAGACCAUAUAUUGCUGGAAACUACUGGUUUGGCUAAUCCAGCACCUUUGGCAUCUAUUCUUUGGUUAGAUGAACAGUUGGAAUCUGACGUGAAGCUUGAUUCUAUCGUCACUGUAGUAGAUGCCAAAAAUCUUCGCUUCCAGCUCAAGGAGCACCGUGGCUCAUCUUCGUUUCCUGAAGCAUAUUUUCAGAUAGCAUUUGCGGACAUUGUAAUACUUAACAAGGUUGAUUUAGUAUCUGCAGAAGGCUCUGGAGCUCUAGAAGAACUUGAGGAGGAAAUCCAUACUAUUAACUCACUCGUAGAGAUAGUUCAUUCUGUCAGAUGUCAAGUUGACUUAUCUAAGAUAUUGAACCGCCAUGCUUACGAUACUGCACAUGCCACACAUUUAGAGGCAUUGUUAGAAGAAAGUCGUUCCUUGUCUACUAAAACGCUUCAUGAUAGUGGCGUUAGAACCAUAUGCAUUAGUGAGACAGGAACAGUUGAUCUUGAAAAGACUCGUUUAUGGCUAGAGGAGAUUCUUUGGGAGAAGAAAUAUGAUAUGGAUGUAUACCGUUGCAAAGGAGUCUUAAGUGUUCAAAACUCUGAUCAAUUGCAUACUUUGCAGGCUGUGAGGGAACUAUAUGAGAUUGUUCCCGCUCGCAAGUGGAAGAAGGAAGAAUACAAGAUCAAUAAGAUAGUAUUCAUAGGUCAUAAUUUGAAAGAAGAAGUUCUAAUUAAUUCCUUGAGAGCUCUUGCAACCUCUUAGGCUGUUGUAUUUGUUUCCUUGUGUAAAGACUAAAUAGUUAGGUAGUUAAUGAUUAGUUGAUGAUUUUGAGAUCAAUCAUAUUAGUGUGUUAAGUCUCGAACCUUUUUUAAGAGACAAGCAAAUGUAGCGACCCAUACUCUUGCUUGCUAGGGAGGCUACAUCCUAGUUUGUACCUACGUUUUGAAGUCGGUACCUACUUAUAUAGGUGAAAUUAUUGCGAUUGAAAUGUAAUAAAUUUAUUUUAGUAAAAAAAAAACUUAGCUGUUGACAACACUGUCUCAAAGGCAAUGUGAUAACUUUUUUUAAUCAAAAAUAUAUCUUAUUCCGUUACAUUCAAAGUAAGAGAAAAUGCAAUGAGGUAGAGUAUGGAAAAGAGUAAUGAUAUAUUGACACAAAAAAUUUGACAACAUAUGGACAGCGUAUAAAUGGAGGGGUCCUCUGCAGCGAUUUCUCUCCGUGUUGUUUUCUUUGCUAAUCUCAGCCACUUGAUGAAUCCAAUGGCUAAGUGAAAAAGGUAUGGGAAAAUGUCAGGAACUUGCGAGGAUGAUGGAUGUAAAAAUAGUGUUUUCUAGUGCAUGAGGUCCUUCCUACUCAAGAAUGAAAUGUUGACUUUUGUGUCGGAGGAGGUUGGAGGGGAACCUCAAGGCAAAGAAGAGUUUGUUGAGAAACUCUCGUUCACUGUGGCAGCAAGGGAGGCAAAGUAUACCAGUUUGAUGGCAAAGGGUUUAUCGGAGGAGGGGACAAAGUGCUUCUCAAGAUACAAAUAUUGAAAGGAAGGUGAAAAAGUGGUGAAGCCAAAUGAAAUGGGGAGACGGUGUAAAGUCACCUUUACACACUCAACCAAUCAAAAGUCAUGUUUUUGCCAUGUCAUUUUUAGUAGAGUUUUUAAAUUUUUGUGGAGUUGACUGCACAAAUUCUAAUGUUACAUUACUAUUUUUGCUUCUUUAAACAGUGGCCUCAGGGCACUAAUUAGUAUUUUCCAAUUUUCAAAUAGUGGUAUGAUGUGUCAAAAUUGUGAAUUUUGAUUGGUUGUCCAUGUAAACUGUCUUUAGACUGUCUGCUUAUCAUCUUUAAA
Molecule: messenger RNA, 2405 nt
Organism: Trifolium pratense (red clover)
Lineage: Eukaryota; Viridiplantae; Streptophyta; Magnoliopsida; Fabales; Fabaceae
Product: COBW domain-containing protein 1
Exons: 9
Coding region: 233-1330 (365 amino acids)
Cellular component (GO): cytoplasm
Source: RefSeq, a predicted model, not a curated record